Megalobrama amblycephala (Wuchang bream) is the source of this 3832-nucleotide messenger RNA. RefSeq names its product atrial natriuretic peptide receptor 1-like. The transcript has 23 exons. The record is from RefSeq and is a predicted model, not a curated record. NCBI's taxonomy places the organism in Eukaryota, Metazoa, Chordata, Actinopteri, Cypriniformes, Xenocyprididae. Gene Ontology annotation, biological process: cGMP biosynthetic process; receptor guanylyl cyclase signaling pathway; protein phosphorylation. Gene Ontology annotation, molecular function: guanylate cyclase activity; peptide receptor activity; ATP binding. Bases 464 to 3175 code for a protein of 903 amino acids.
CAGAGUCAGAGCAACUGAUUAACUUAUUUCACAUAAACGUGAAUGCAGAAAAUAAUUUAGGUGUUCAUGUAAAAAAUAUUUUCAGGUUGCUGCAGAUUUUCAUUUCAACCACUAGAUGGAGACGCGUUUCCACUUUUAAAACUACUCAUUCUAUCCCGAUCCGAGCACUAAAACAAUACACACUAAAUCACGAACACGCUCGACACAUCAAACACACUUUCAUUAGAAGCGAUUUUAACUAUAUAUAAUAAAUUAUUAUUUAUAAAUAAAGAAAUUCAGUCAACUCAAAUUACUUUGUGUCGCUUUUAAGAGUCUUAUAUAGGCUACACACACACAAUUUAAGAAACAACUUAAAACUUAUUCACAUAUAUAUCUGAUGAUGUUUUACUGACACUAGUAACAGUUCAAACAAACAUGUGAAUAAUAUGAAAGUAUGUAAAUGUGUUUUAAUCGUGGUGUCUAAAUGAAGGACGCAUGUGCAGAAACCCUCAUCAUCUUCAUCCUUCAGUCUGAAUCUCAUUACAGUCUCACAACCUUCAGAGCAGCAACAGCAGCGGCUGCAUCUGUCGACAUGAGCAGAUCUCUCUACAUCUGUGUGAUGUGUUUUGUGAUGUGUGUGUUUGGAUGGCAUGAUCUAGAUAACAGUGAAUAUGACUGCUGGCCUCUGGACAAACCAGAUGAACUCAACAUGAUCGACUGCGGAGGUCUAGAGAUGGCGUGGGUCCUGCGUCCUCCAGAGAAGGUUCUGAGCGGUGAAGACUUCACUGUUAUUUACUCUGUGACCGUCAGAGAUGAGUUUUACCAGUGGGCCAUCGACAAUGACAUCUUCAUACACCGGUCCAUCACAGAUCCAGCUGAAGCUCGGCGCUUCUGUGAGCAGCACGAAUGUCCCACUAACUGGAAGGAUGCAAACGGAGAAAACUGCUGCAUCCAUCAUGCCAACAUCCACUCCUGCCCCAUGGGAUACAUGAAACAAGCUGAGGAGCGAAUCUGCGGCCCCUGGAUCCCCGACGACGGCCGUAUAUUCACUCACACCAUCUCCACUUCUGGAACAAUGACCCAGACCAACUGGAGCGCCAAGGUGGUUCUGUUUCACGAGGGAUUGACGUCCCUGAUCGCUCACAUCCGUGUGGGAAACAUGCAGGUCGCACUGGAGGCCAAGAGCACCGUCCUGCCCGCUAUCAUGUGUGGUGACGGUGUGUGUGAGGAGGAGGAGAGCUGCUCCACGUGUCCCGCCGACUGUGGCGACUGUCCUCUCAGUUCUGCUGUACGAGCCGCUAUCGCCCUCACUGUCACCUUCGUCAUCAUCAGCUUCAUCACCAGUGCCAUGUGGUUUAAAUAUCAGAAACAGAAACUCUUCUGGGAUGAGAGCUGGAUCAUCGACUUCAGUCAGAUUAAACAAGAUUACAUUGCUCGGGCGACCAUGGGCAGCAUCAUGAGCGUCCCAGCGGCGCACAGCGACUCUAACGCCAGCUGUGUGACGGGCCUGAGCUCCUACACGGGCGCCGCCACGACACGCAAACAACUCUACACACAGACCGGCAUCUAUGACGGACGAACUGUUGCCAUCAAGAAAAUAAAAACGAAAUCUUUUUCCCUCUCGAAGACGAUUCGCCAAGAGGUGAAGCAAGUCAGGGAACUGGACCAUCCGAACCUCUGUAAGUUCUUUGGAGGUUGUGUGGAGGUUCCCAACGUCGCCAUAAUAACAGAGUACUGCCCUAAAGGAAGCCUGAACGACGUCCUGCUGAACGACGAGAUUCCCUUAAACUGGGGCUUCAGGUUCUCCUUCGCUACAGACAUCGCCCGUGGGAUGUCGUAUCUGCAUCAGUUUAAGAUCUGCCACGGACGACUGAAGUCCGCCAACUGCGUGAUCGACGACCGCUGGGUGUGUAAGAUCACAGAUUACUGUCUGUGGGUUUUCCGGCGCGAGGACUGCGCGGAGCCGCUCAGCACGUACCAGCAGAGACUGAAGGAGGUUUACACGCCGCCUGAAGCCCAGAGCGGCAGCCAGGAGCCCACGCUGGCCGGAGACGUGUUCAGCUAUUCAAUCAUCUUAUUGGAGAUUGCGACCCGGAACGAUCCAGUGCCGGUGGAGGACGGCUCUCUGGAGUGUGCCUGGUGUCCUCCGCUGCCGGAGCUGAUUUCGGGAAAAGCCGACAGCACCUGCCCCUGCCCUGCUGAAUACGCUGAGCUGAUUCGUCGAUGCCGUGCUCAUAACCCCACCCACCGGCCCACCUUUGAGCAGAUCCGCAAGUUUGUCAACAAAAUUAACCCGCACAAAGUCAGUCCUGUAGACAUGAUGAUGGAGCUGAUGGAGAAGUACAGUAAACAUCUGGAGGUUCUGGUCGGCGAACGGACACAAGAUCUGAUGCUGGAGAAACAGAAGACCGACAGACUGCUUUACAGUAUGCUGCCUAAACAGGUAGCUGAUGACCUGCGACAGGGAAAACCGAUGCAAGCCCAGAGUUACGUCAGCGCCACCGUGUUCUUCAGUGAUAUUGUGGGAUUCACUCAGUUGUCCAGCACUAGCACUCCUUACCAGGUGGUCGACUUCCUUAACAAACUCUACACCACCUUCGACGAGAUCAUCGACAACUACGACGUUUAUAAAGUGGAAACCAUCGGCGAUGCAUAUAUGGUGGUGUCCGGUGUCCCGAUGGAGAACGGGAUUCUGCACGCAUCUGAGAUCGCCAGCAUGGCUCUGGACCUGGUGUCCGUCUGCAAGACCUUCAGAAUCCCCCACAGACCACAAACCCAACUCCAGAUCCGCGCUGGAAUACACUCAGGUCCAGUAGUAGCAGGAGUUGUGGGAACUAAGAUGCCGAGAUAUUGUCUGUUUGGAGACACGGUGAACACUGCGUCCCGCAUGGAGUCGACCAGCGAAGCGCUGAAGAUCCAGUGCAGCUCCAGUGCGUUUUACCUGCUGGAGGAGAUCGGCGGAUACGUGCUCACCUGCAGAGGUGUGUUACAGGUGAAGGGUAAAGGUGACAUGGUGACUUACUGGCUGGAAGAGAAACAUUCUUCAGCUCCCAAUAAAGAUGCCAAGAAACCCUUGAUGCUGCAGGAGUGCGAGGGACCCGUGAGCGCCCCAGAGAACCAGAAAGAGGAUUUUUCCAGUAUCCCAGGAGUCCUCAGCAGCUCUGACAGCACUGACCUCCUGUGUGACGCAGACUGACACACACACACACACACGCAUGAACACACUUCUGUACUUCAACAGCAGGAAGUCUGUCCUCAGAAGAAAAGGCUCUAAAUAGAAUCAUAAAGGGUUCUGUCAGGCACAUAUAGAACAUUUUAUGGGUUCCCCAUCAUGGCAUCAUUAUAUGGAUUUAGUUUUAAUUAAUUUAUUUUGAUUUAUGUUUCAUUUUAAUUAAAUUUCAAGAAUUAAGCAGCUCUGAACAUACUUUAUCACUAGAAAAAAUUGAAAUAACUGGUUAAACAUGAAAGUGUUAUGCAAUCAUUUAAGACAUUCUCCAUAUAUUGAACCUUUUUGGCAUAAAGUGUUCUUCAAAAUUGAGUCAAGAACCCUAGAGUUUUGUUUCUACGAGUAAAUAUAGAGUUAGAGGUUUGUGUCCUGCUUGAUCAUUAAUGACCACAGUAAAAUACUUCAACAUCACAGUGAACUGUAGUUUAGCUGAUGUUUAUUAUUGGUUAGAAAAACUGACUUAACUGACCAUAACUGUAAUCGCUUUUCUUCUGUAUGUUCUCCUCGUUUGAUCAUUCAGUGUUUGUAGCAUCAGAACAAUGGAGAAAGAUCCAAUAAUAGUAAAUAGUGAAGUACUGGUAAUAUAUAUUUAUUUAUAAAAAAUAAAAAUAAAAAAACACAAAUGCA